ACUUCACUUAUCCACCAUCACAUUUUCUCUCUUACUCGAUCCAAUCCCGCUUCGGAUAAUCCGAUGGCCACCGCUCCACUCCCACACUCCGCCACCACCUCGGCCGCCGGCCGCCACCUAUCCUCCACCAAGCCCCCUGCCUACAGCCUCCCCGUCGCAUUCACGUCACCGAGAGCCAACUCCAACAGGCCAGUAACUAAACUCCUUGUGUCCUCCUCCUCCUCCUCCUCCUCCCAAACCGCCGCCCAAGCCGGAGCCAAGCCGAAGGAGGAGACCAUCUUCUUCGACGGCGGGGCCCACUACGGCGACCUGGUGGCGAACCUCCUCCUCGGGUUCACGCUGCUGUGGCUGCCGCUGACGCUGGCGGCGGUGUCGCGGGCGUUCAACCUCCGGUACCGGUUCACGAACCUCCGGGUGACGGUGGUAUCGGGGCUGACGGGGCAGGACCGGAGCGACUUCUCGUAUGAGGUGAUCAAGGACGUCCAGGUGGUGCCGCGGUUCAUCGGCGAGUGGGGCGACAUCGUGAUAACGCUGAAAGACGGGACCAAGGUCGACCUCCGGAGCGUGCCCAAGUUCCGGGAGAUCGCCAGGUACUGCUUGGCCAUGGCCGAUAAGCCCGUCAUCUUGAAGGAGAAGGGCCCUAAAGGCUUUUAAGGUUUAACUCGACGUAUAAAAUUGACCUUUCUCUUGUUUUAUUCCAAGUAAUGUAAAUUUUUUGGCUAUAAUUAUUACGCAGAAAAUGGAACUUCUUUAACUCUUUUUUUCUUUUAUUGUCUAAUCCGGAUGAUGAUCAUGUGAAGUUGCUACUUUUUAUGUGACACAAAUUGUUCUUCCCCCUU
Molecule: messenger RNA, 839 nt
Organism: Rhodamnia argentea
Lineage: Eukaryota; Viridiplantae; Streptophyta; Magnoliopsida; Myrtales; Myrtaceae
Exons: 1
Coding region: 64-654 (196 amino acids)
Source: RefSeq, a predicted model, not a curated record